This is a messenger RNA of Lotus japonicus, 2414 nucleotides long. Its product is annotated as putative UDP-glucuronate:xylan alpha-glucuronosyltransferase 3. Lineage: Eukaryota; Viridiplantae; Streptophyta; Magnoliopsida; Fabales; Fabaceae. Gene Ontology annotation, molecular function: glycosyltransferase activity. The coding region runs from base 310 to 2244 and encodes 644 amino acids. The record is from RefSeq and is a predicted model, not a curated record. Gene Ontology annotation, biological process: xylan biosynthetic process. The transcript is spliced from 4 exons.
CCGGCAGUUUCAAUAAAAAGAGUCAACUACUGAGCCUCUGAACUAAGCCACCUGUUCAUAGUUCUUACAACAAUCACUGCCUCCCUCCCAUGGCUGCUUUCACCACCACCCUCCACCGCCAUUCUCGAUCUCAUUUCUCAACCACCCUUUUCCUCUGCCUACCCUUUUAACUCAAUCGCUCACCCCACUCUUGCUCUUGUUGCAUUCAUCCGCAUCAAAGUUUCAUCCUUUUUACCACUUCUUACUUGGGACUUUGACUUCACAUUCUGCUAUAUCAGACACUGGCUUGACCCAGUUGUUGAAUCAGAGAUGAGGGGAGCUUCCUCGAGCAUCGUCGAGCCGCGCCACCGGUCUUUGGCUUCCUUCAGUGAAGAGACAAGCAAGAGAAGGUCUCUAAGAAAUAAAGAUUCCAAAGAUGUUGAGAAAGCGUUGCAUGUUCCAUUACAAGAUAGGAGUUUAAACUGCCGGCCAAAUUGGAAAUUAGUUUUGGUUAUUAUUGCAUUGGGAACCUUAAUUACAAUCUUCCAUCCUCCAGCUGUUUAUAAUACUGAUCAUGCAUCAAAUUCUUUAUCACGUCCAACAUUUGUUUGGAGAGAAGAUUUUGAUGGCAUUGAUCCCCGUUAUGUAUCAUCUCUAAAUGUUGAGUGGGACCAAAUAUCUAAAGUUCUUGAAAAUUUGGAGGAUAAGGACACAUAUCAGGGUGUUGGUUUAUUAAACUUCAAUGACAGUGAGAUUGACCACUGGAAGCAGCUGAUACCUGAAGUAGAACAUGUAGUCCUUCACCUGAACUAUGCUUCUAAUAACAUUACAUGGGAAGUCCUGUAUCCGGAAUGGAUAGACGAAGAAGAAGAAUAUGAGUUUCCAACCUGUCCAACACUACCUAGGGUCCAGGUUCCAGGAAAACCACGGCUUGAUCUCAUUGCUGUCAAGCUUCCCUGCAACAAGUCAGGGCGCUGGUCAAGAGAUGUGGCUCGUUUGCACCUGCAGAUUGAAGCAGCAAGACUUGCUGCCUCUUCCAAAGGAUAUCAUCCAGUGCGUGUGCUUUUCGUAACUGAUUGCUUCCCAAUCCCAAAUCUCUUUACGUGUAAGGAACUUGUACAACAUGAAGGGACUGCCUGGCUUUAUGAACCUAACCGGAAUAAACUCAGAGACAAGCUGCAAUUACCAAUUGGUUCAUGUGAACUAGCCGUUCCUUUGAAGGCUAAAGAAAACUUUUACUCAGAAAGGCCGCGUCGAGAAGCUUAUGCAACAAUCCUGCACUCUGCACAUAUUUAUGUUUGUGGAGCCAUUACUGCAGCUCAGAGUAUUCGCAUGGCUGGUUCAACACGAGAUCUUGUGAUUCUUGUUGAUAAAACAAUUAGCGAAUAUCAUAGGGAGGGCUUGGCAGCUGCUGGAUGGAAGAUCCAUACAAUUCAAAGAAUCAGGAAUCCAAAAGCGGAACCCGAGGCAUAUAACGAGUGGAACUACAGCAAAUUCCGCCUCUGGCAGCUAACAGAUUAUGACAAAAUCAUUUUCAUUGAUGCUGACCUUCUUAUACUUAGAAAUAUCGAUUUUCUUUUCGAAAUGCCUGAAAUAUCAGCCAUAGGAAACAAUGCUACGCUGUUCAACUCAGGUGUAAUGGUGGUUGAACCAUCAAAUUGUACUUUCAAACUGCUUAUGGAUCACAUCAAUGAGAUAGUCUCCUAUAAUGGUGGGGACCAGGGGUAUCUGAAUGAAAUUUUCACAUGGUGGCAUCGGAUUCCAAGGCACAUGAACUUCUUGAAGCACUUCUGGGAAGGUGAUGAGGAAGAGAAAAAAGUGAUGAAAACUCAUCUCUUUGGAGCUGACCCACCAAUCCUUUAUGUCAUUCACUAUCUGGGUAAUAAACCAUGGCUGUGCUUCCGAGACUACGACUGCAACUGGAAUGUGGACAUUCUGCAAGAGUUUGCGAGUAACGUAGCUCAUGCGAGAUGGUGGAAGGUGCACGAUGCCAUGCCGGAAAACUUGCAGAAGUUCUGUUUGCUUAGGUCCAAGCAGAAGGCUGCAUUAGAGUGGGAUCGUAGACAAGCAGAGAAAGGAAACUACAGUGAUGGUCACUGGAAAAUUAAGAUUAAAGACCCGCGUUUGAAAACGUGCUUUGAGGAUUUCUGCUUCUGGGAGAGCAUGUUAUGGCACUGGGGUGAAAAGAAUUGGACAGAUAAUUCUACUGUUAACAAUUCGCCACCUGCUAUCAAAACCAAAACCAAAUCACUUUCUUCUUCAUGAGUAUACUUCUCCAUUCUUCCCAUAUUUACUGUAGAUUAGAUUCUACAUAUUUGCACAAUUGAUGUAUGUCUCCCAUUAAUCCUGUUGUAAACAAAAUAGCUUUGUAUUUGGGCCCAAAGUAUUAUUUAUAGCUUGUUAUUACUUUUUGUCAAAGUGAAAAAGUUCAAGCA